GGAAAACGAGAACCAAAACCAAAACCGAAACCGUGAAGAGAACGAAAAAACGACCAUACACCAUACCAGUGGAAAAUGGCUGUCGGGAUUUCCUAUUGAAACAUAUUUUUGUUGUUUUUUCGAAUAUUUUAAUUGAAUAUCAAGUUAAAAAUUAAGUUUAUUCGAUUAACAAAGUGUUUAUUUAAAAGAACUGCCCAAAAGUCUGAGUUCAAAUGAUGUCCAAUACCGGUGGCGCAACAGCAUUUGGUAAUGGCUUACAACAACAUAAUCUCACUGCCGCAACAAUUGAUUAUCUUAAUCAUAAUGGAGCGGCCGCAGCAGCAGCUAUGGCCUCUUACCCUGGCAUUGCGACAUCAGAAAGUGGAGGAUUAAUUUUGGAUAAACAAUCGGCAGCGACAUUUUACACUCCCUCUGCAAAUCCAGCAGCAUAUUAUUCAACACAACUGGUUGCACAAGCGCCUGGAACAAUUUUGAUAACAAAUAAUUUUGGACCAGAUGAAUCAUCAUCAAUCUCAGGAGUUAAUAACAGCUUUGCUAAUAGUUCAAUAAGAAUUGUAACACAUAACAAUAAUAAUAAUAAUAACAACAAUAAUAAUAAUAACAACAACAACAAUAGUUGUGGCAAUAAACUAACUUCUCUAGAGGAGUCAAACUUUAACUUAAACAGUGAUAAACAAUCGCACCAAUAUCAUAAUCUUCACCAUUUGCAACAUCCACAGCCAACAACAACUUUGCCCACAAUGGCAGCACUACAACACUCGCCAUCUUCAUCAUCCUCAUCAUCUCUACCGAACCCAGUAAUAAAAAUGCCAAAUUCCCUGGUGACGGGAGGACCAUCAUCAGGGCCACAGACAAAUACCUCGACUGUAGUGUUAGAUAGAAUAAAUAUAUGCAUCAACAAUCAUUAUGGAGACACUGCACCAGGCACAAUAUCUAAAGGCGCUAUGCAUAGUCCCAUAAUCCCACCAAUAAUCAAUCCGAAAACGACAAUAAUCGACACAUGUCCGCCGAUGAUGACAACAAUGAAUCAACAACAAGUAGAUACUGCCAACAUGCUAGACUUGCAUAUCGAUGAACCCGAUUCGACAACUUCGACGACUCAUUGCCAUAGUGAAUUGGCGCCCAUGGAUCAAGAUAUUCCCAGUGUUGAACAAGAAACCGAGGAACAGGAAGUCGAAAUGGAGAAGAGUGGCAGUUUUGAAGAUAUUACCAUGCCCGCAUUUGACAUCGGUGAAGAUGCAUUGGUGAAGCGUCGCGAUGGACGUUAUUAUCUUGGGACAAUUGUACACAAACACAGGCAACAAUAUCUGAUACAAUUCGAUGACAAAACUGAUUACUGGUCAAAUGUUGAUGAACUUACAAAACUAAGUGAACAUACCCAAAGCAAAGUGAAGCCGAGAUGUUUGACUUGCAAAUUGGACAAUGAUCAGGAUGUUGUUGAGACUUGUGAUCGAUGUGGAAGGGGAUAUCAUCGACAGUGCACAGAUGAAGUGUCACCAAAUUCUGGUCAAUGGAUGUGUAAGAGAUGUGUAAAACCAAUGAAGUAUUCGUUAGAAGAUGAACCUGUGAAUGUGAAUAUAAUGAACAAGACAAAAACCAAAAAAGUUCUAAAACAACUUCCAUAUGAUUUGGACGAAUUGACUUGGGAUACAAAACAUCGUGUUAAUUUGGAGAAAAUCUAUUGUUAUUGUGGAAAGAGCGGACAAUUCGAUAAUAAGAUGAUACAAUGUUGUAAAUGCAAGCAAUGGUUUCAUGCGGAUUGUGUCCAAUCGCAAUGUCUUCAAUCGAUAUUCAGGGGUGAUGUCUUUUACUUGUUUGGUUGUUUACUAUGUAACAAUGGCAAAGAAUUUCUUCGACGUAUCGAAAUCAAAUGGGAGGAACUGGUACAUCUUUUACUCUACAAUCUGACAAUAAUAAAGAAUUUCCAAAAAUACCAUCAUCUGCAUAAAGAAAUUUAUCCAUUUGCCCUGCAAAAAAGAGAAGCAUUGCAAUUGCCAAAAUCGAUGCUCGAUCUUUCAGAUAUUGAGUUCAAAAAUCAGUUACUCACAACACUACAAAAUAAUCAAAAGUUAUUCAUUUGCGGCAGGGAAUUGAAAAAAGAAUUUGCAGUUUGGAGUUUACGAGUUAUCAAACCACCACAGGAGCCUGCUUUUGAUAUCCCUAAGGAUGAAGUUCUUUGUAAUAAAUUCAUCAAGGAAAAUCUUAAAAUAAAUAUACUGCCGUUUAUCGAAGACGACGAAAAGAUGGAUGUGGAUGACAAUGAUGCGAAUGAAGAUGAGGAAGAAAAUACUAUUGUGAGGAAAGUAGAUGAAAAUAAUUCAAUAAAAUCAUCAUCAAACUCUAAGAUCAAUUUCAAACUUGAAAAAACCGAAGCUGAUGACGAUGAUGAUAAAUUCACAUCAGACGAUGAAAUACCCAUCAAACAAAUUCUCGAACAAGUCAAAUCGGAAUCAUCAAAUAUGCAAGACUUAUCAGAUCCAUUGACUGGAAUUCUUGAUCAAAUAGUCCCCGAAAAAGUCGCAGCGACAACAGAAGAAAAUCAAAAACCUAAAGAUGAAAAAGAGAAAAAAGACACACAACAAGGCGAAUGCCCCUCUGUAGUAAAACAACCUCAACAACAAAAAAGUAGUCGUAAACGAAAAGCAUUCACAUUGUCAAAAGGCUAUAAAGAUUCUGAAAAAUCAAAUAGCUUAACUCGCAACAUCUGUGAUUCAUCAUCGGACGAGAAUUCGAGUAGUAGUCGUGGUACCCUCGAUCUCAUCAUACCACCUCCGAAGAAUUUUCUCGGCUUAAAUAAUCCAUUUAGAAUUGUUACGCCCAAAAAGAGUGAUAAUAAUACAACUGCCACAAAGACAUCUGCUGUAACAUCAAAGACAAACAGCGGAUAUGCAAAGAAAAGUGUCAGUUUUGGUAGUAAUAGCAUAUUCACGAGUACUUUAGAUCUUAAUUCUAAGAUAGCAGCAUUAAAAAGUUCCGGGCUAUUCCCGAAUAUUAGUAAUAGUGAUAUUGCCAAAGCUGCUGGCCAGCCUAGGCUAGUACGUACGAUUAAAAGAAGACUGAGUGCCAAAGAUAUAAUGAUCGGGCCAAAUCAGGAGGUUCGGCGAAGGCGAACCAGGCCGUUGUCAUCCAAUGUGGAGGUCAUAAGUACAACAACAAUCAAUCAAAUUCCAAGUAACUUUUUUCCAAUUCGUGCACCAAUACCCGAAUCAAUAAACCACCCAACAACAACCAGCAGUAAAUCAACAACGACAACAACAUUAUCAUCAUCUUCAUCUUUACAUCCAUCAAUUUCGCCCAAUAACACAUCAUCAAGCCUCGAUAGUGUACCCUCAGUAACAGUUACUGCGACGCAUGGACGUCGCCUGCGAAAGCGCCCCGAAAAGAUAUCGCCUCAAAACAGCCGACGAAACUCCAUAUCCAGUUCCUCAAGUUCAAAUUCAUACACAGGCACCACAUUGCCACCGCCGCCCUCAUCUCAGUCCCAGAGUGCAGUCCCAUUGACCGAUUUAAAAUUAUCGGUAAACAAAUACUUCGGAGCGGCUAAUCGCAUUGAAAACGGUGAACAAUUCACAAUUCGGGCAAAACGUCGAACUCCCACCGGACUCACGCAGUAUUUAAUCGAAUGGGAAACGUAAAUAGUAUUGAUAUGUGAAGUGUGUUGUUGUGAACUCAAUUUAUUUGUCAAAACUCAAAACACCUUUACGUACAUAAUAACUGUUGAAAAAUAAAACAUUCGGAUAUUUUCCUUAUAAAUUUUAAAUUUAAUAUUAAAUAUUAGUGUUAUGUCGAUGUAGAAAUAUUAUAAAAUAGUUAUUUUGGCUUUAAAAAAGUCUAUGGCACAAAAUGAGAGCAAAGAUACAAAGAAAAACAAAGUGUUCUGAUUAAAAAGAAAAACUAUGAAAAAGCUCUUUUAAAUCAUUUAUUUUUCUUUUUGUGAAAACUAAAUGCAAAUAAAAAAAAUAUGUAAUUCUGAUCACUGCCAAUUUUGAAUUUUCAUUUCAUAUUACUUAUUGUUGUUUUGUUUACUGUUUUUUCUUCUUUUCUUUUAUCAUUUUUGGUUUAAUAAAUGUAACACAUUGUUAUAAAAAUUAAAUGAAGUAAAUCAAUGCAAAGCGCAGUGCAUACAAUUUGAGAUGCAUUUUGUAAUAAAAAAAAUACAGGUUUUAAUUGUGCAAUUUCAGGAAUUUUACAAGAACAAAUAAAAACAACAAAUUAAAAUAACAUAAUGUAACUAUACUUAAAAAUAUGGCAAAUAUGCAGAAUAUUAAUAAUAAAAAUAAAAAUGUAUUUUCUCAUCAAAAAUUAAAUUAAACAAAUGAAUAAAAA
Eupeodes corollae is the source of this 4326-nucleotide messenger RNA. RefSeq names its product polycomb protein Pcl (gene Pcl). Bases 213 to 3635 code for a protein of 1140 amino acids. The transcript is spliced from 8 exons. The record is from RefSeq and is a predicted model, not a curated record. Lineage: Eukaryota; Metazoa; Arthropoda; Insecta; Diptera; Syrphidae.